UGAGAGAAAAGUCGAGGACGAGAGGACAACCAUAAGAGCGAUGGCGGCGAAAUUUGAUUCCCUUUUCCACCAAUCCAGCCCCAGAAUCCAAUUAAAGUGACCGCAACCGCUUACCGAACUUCGCGAUUGUGUGCUCAUUGCAUGACAAUACUGUUCCACGGGUGUCUGGUGUGGACAGUAGCGAAACGAGGGAAGCGAUGGAGCAUCAGGGCCAGUACAAGCACGAUGGGGACGCCUAUGGCGGCGAUUUACCCGAGGAAGAGGCGGCCGACGCCAAGGCUAAGGAGUCGGAGGGCGUGAAAAUGGAGACUGCAAGAGAUCGAAGAAGAAGCGGGAGCACUUCGUGCAAAAGAAUGCCAAGGUUGAAAAGGAGAUCAUUUCAGCUCAAGGUGUUCUUCUUUGCACUUGAUCAUGCUUCAGGUGGUUUCUCUGCUGCCACUCAGGCUGUAAAGCAAGAGCAGGAUUCUAGAUCAGUUUAUGUUGGCAAUGUGGACUAUAACUGCUCGACUGAGGAGUUGCGGCGCCACUUUCUGCCCUGUGGGGCAAUAAACAGGGUUACUAUCUUGCAUGACCAGAAUGGUCACCCCAAAGGGUUUGCUUACGUGGAGUUUGCAGAGGUCGACUCUGUACAUAAUGCACUACUGCUAAAUGAAUCGGAGUUGCUCGGCCGUGAACUGAAGGUGUGUGCUAAGAGAACAAAUGUUCCCCGUCUGAGGCAGCAUCGUUGGGGAUAUCCGAGUCCAUAUUCUGGAUCAAGAACCAUCCCCCCCGGCUCCCGUUCUUAUGGGAGGACUUCGAGAAUUAGACGGCGCUACAGGCCGUAUUGAGAGAUGUGAUUCUCAGUGUUGAUGGUGAAUCUGUUUCUCUGGUUAAUUAUAUUGUGUUUGUUUGCUUGUAUGGAGUGGACUGGACGCCAUUUUUGAGAUUGCAUGUUACCUGCCUUUGCCUGCAUUUACAGACAGACUCACUGAUAAUAAAUUAAGAACACAGAUGGCAAGGCAAGGCAAGGUUUGUGUUUCUCUUAAUCUCUAUGCUGUGCUAUACUCUCAUGACUUGCUUUGUGAAAGUGCUUUUUUGUUCUGUUGGUUGAAUAUGGGUAAAGCUGUUAACGAGUCGAGUCGAGCCAAAUUUUAAGUGUUCGUUAACGCUCGCGAACAAGGCUCGUGUUCGUUCGUUAAGCUUUCGAGCUGGUUCGUAGUGUUCGAGGUCGGCUCGUUAAGAAUUUUUCUUGUUUGAGCUCGUGUUUGUAUUCGGCUUAUUUAGACUC
Andrographis paniculata is the source of this 1267-nucleotide messenger RNA. Its product is annotated as polyadenylate-binding protein 1. Lineage: Eukaryota; Viridiplantae; Streptophyta; Magnoliopsida; Lamiales; Acanthaceae. Gene Ontology annotation, molecular function: RNA binding. The transcript has 6 exons. Bases 198 to 827 code for a protein of 209 amino acids. The record is from RefSeq and is a predicted model, not a curated record.